AUGCACCAUGAAACCCCUGAACUUCCAGCUUCCCUCCCACAAAGGUAUUUAUGUCUGCACCCCCACACCCUCCCAGUGAUGUCAGAGAGCAGAGGUGUCUCACUCUAUGGAGACCAGAUUCUCUUUACCUAUGUCCUGGCUUCCAGAGCCUUCAGCUCCUCCCAGGGUUCCCCUGGGGCUUCGCUCUACCAGCUUUCACCUCUCCCCGCUUUUCUGGUUCUUUCCACGUGCAAGCUCCCCCAUCAUGAAAAAAUGAAACAGGGACUUCCCUGGUGGUCCAGUGGUAAAGAAUUCACCUUGCAAUGCAGAGGACACUGGGUUGAUCUUGUUGGGGAACUAGGACCCCACAUGCUUCGGAGCAGGUAA
This is a messenger RNA of Rangifer tarandus platyrhynchus (Svalbard reindeer), 366 nucleotides long. NCBI's taxonomy places the organism in Eukaryota, Metazoa, Chordata, Mammalia, Artiodactyla, Cervidae. The record is from the annotation of a GenBank genome assembly.